AUGAAGGCUUUCUGCCUCCUCCGGAACCGAUUGAAACCAUUCCCUAUCAAUAACAAUGUCUUCCGGAGGUGCUUCUCUCCGCUUCCCAUCUACACCAACACCAACCUCGCCCAUCAGCUCCAUUUCAUCUUCACCAAGCGCCCUGCUACUUCCCCCGACGAUCCCGACCUCCGGGCACUUUCCCCCUUCCUCAACCCCAAGCUCGUCGAAACCGUCUUGUAUUCUUUCCAAAGCUGGAAACUUGCUCACUUCUUCUUCACAUGGGCAUCCAACCAGCAAGGAUACCGCCACAAUGCCUACACUUUCAAUGCCAUAGCGUCCAUCCUAUCACGUGCUCGACAAAAUGCCCCACUGAGAGCACUGUCCGAACAAAUCCUCCGUUCCCGGUGUCCCAUGACCCCUGGGGCUCUGGGUUUCUUCAUUCGCUGCUUGGGCUGUGCUGGGCUUGUGGAGGAAGCCAAUUCCUUGUUUGACCAAGUUCAAAGCGAGGGUCUUUGCUUCCCCAAUGUCUACGCUUACAAUUGCUUGCUUGAGGCUGUAUCUAAGUCGAACUGUGUGGAUUUGGUUGAUGCCAGGUUGAAGGAGAUGUCCGACCGUGGCUUUGUGUUCGACAAGUAUACUCUGACUCCAGUCCUGCAGGUUUAUUGUAAUGCCGGGAGAUUCGAUAAGGCAUUUGAUGUCUUCAAUAUGAUUUCCGAUCGUGGAUUUCUGGAUGGGUACUUGUUCUCCAUAUUGGCGUUGGCUUUUACAAAAUGGGGCCAGGUGGACAAGGCAUUUGAGUUGAUUGAGGUUAUGGAAGCUCGAAAUGUUGACUUCACCGAGAAGACUUUUAUCGUCUUGAUUCAUGGUUUCCUGAAGCAGUCCAGACUGGACAGGGCUCUCCAGUUAUUUGAUAAGAUGAAGAAUUCCGGAUUUGUGCCUGAUAUUUCUCUCUACGAUGUUCUAAUUGGAGUGUUCAGCACUGCAAAAAAACUGGACAAAGCUUUAGGUUUGUAUGCUGAGAUGAAGGAGUUCAACGUCCAACCGGAUACUGGCAUAAUCACAAAGCUUAUAUCUUGUUGCAAUGAUGAAGGUGAACUAAAGCGCCUUUUUAAGGAAAUUGGGAGGGAUAUGAAUCUGGAAGCUUUGACUAUGCUCUACAAUUCUUUGUUGACUGUUCUUGUUAAUAAUGAUUCGAUAGACAAAGCCUACAGCCUUCUUCGAGUGAUGCUUGGAGAAAGCUGCAGCAAUGAUCUCCAGGGGGAUGAGUUCUGCUGGGAAAAUGACAUCGUCCCGUCACCUAAUGCUUCUAGUUUUGGAGUUGUUAUCGAUGGGUUGUGCAAGGCUGGUAAGCUGGACUUGGCAGUUGGCCUCUUUCGAGAUAUGUCUCAGAAGAUCGGCUGUAAACCAAACCUAUUGAUCUGCAACAACUUGAUCUCUGGCUUGUGCAGUUCUCAUAGGAUGGAGGAUAGUUUAGAAAUUCUGAGAGAGAUGGAGAAAUCAGGAUUGGUGCCCUCACCAUUUACUCAUAACGCCAUAUUCGGGUGCCUAUGCAAGAGAAUGGACGUUGCAGGAGCUCUUGAUCUGAUAAAAAAGAUGCGAGUUCAUGGCCAUGAGCCCUGGAUAAAACACUGUACCUUGAUGGUGAAGGAACUCUGCAAGCACAAGAAGGCAGUAGAAGCUUGCAAGUUCCUCGACGACGUGGUUGAGGAAGGUUUCAUACCUGAUAUGAUCGCUUACUCAGCCGCAUUUGACGGAUUGAUCAGGAUUCACGAGGUGGAUCUGGCUAUGGAGCUGUUUCGAGACAUUGUUGCUCGAGGUAACUACCCUGAUGUGGUUGCUUACAACACGAUGAUGAAAGGGCUUUGUCAGGCCAAGAGAGUUGCUGAAGCCGAGGAACUUCUGAAGGAGAUGGUGAUGAAGGGGCUGGUUCCAUCAGUGGUAACCUACAACUCGCUCAUAGAUGGGUGGUGCAAGAACGGUUCUCUCGAGGCAGCCAUGCGCUGCCUAUCUGAAAUGUUUGAUAAAGGGAGGGAGCCGAACGUGAUCACUUAUACCACUCUCGUGAAUGGACUGUGCAACUCUGGAAGGCCGGAGGAAGCUCUCAUGGUGUGGAACGAAAUGGUGGCCGAGAAGGGCUUGGCUCCUGGCGAGAUCGCUUUCAUGGCUCUCGUUCAUGGCCUCUGCAAGUGUGGAAGACCCAACGAGGCUGUGGUGCAUUUGCGAGAGAUGAAAUCGAGAGAGAUGAAACCAGAUGGUUAUGUAUACACGGCUUUGGUAAGCGCUUUCCUCGCUCAACUAAACCAUCCCUUGGCUCUGGAAAUGGUAGAAGAGAUGGUUCGUGAGGGAAGGUUCCCGGGUAAGCUUGACAAGAACCACGCAAUUGCUGGAGAUGCUGUUAUCGAGCUGUUGAGAGACAGCAGGACUUCUUCGAGUAUUAGAGAUCUCAUAGCUGAAGGCAAUAUUCCUUCAAUUAGUAUGUCAGACGUCGAAAGUGAAAGUUUGGAUGGGUGCAUUACUUGA
Molecule: messenger RNA, 2502 nt
Organism: Linum tenue
Lineage: Eukaryota; Viridiplantae; Streptophyta; Magnoliopsida; Malpighiales; Linaceae
Source: the annotation of a GenBank genome assembly